Pyricularia grisea is the source of this 3645-nucleotide messenger RNA. RefSeq lists its product as uncharacterized. Bases 238 to 3363 code for a protein of 1041 amino acids. The transcript is spliced from 3 exons. NCBI's taxonomy places the organism in Eukaryota, Fungi, Ascomycota, Sordariomycetes, Magnaporthales, Pyriculariaceae. The record is from RefSeq and is a predicted model, not a curated record.
GUUGUUUUCUUCACCAAUUUUCACUUCCUCGACUCAGACGACGGAGAAAUAUCACAAGUGAAAUCCAUUCCCCGACCGCAACCUCGAAAAUACACCGAUGUUGAUUGGGCAAGAAGACUUUCCUCUUUAGAGUGGAUCGUCGGUAGUUGGGCGACCGCAAAGCUUGGUGCGAUAAAUUCAUCGCGAUUCGCUGAAGACGGGCGGCACAGCACAACAAUCCGUUGUCGUUGUCUUUUGAUGGUGGUGCCCGCUGCACAACAAUCGCUUGGCACGUCAGCAAUGAUGGACAGACCAAAAGGGGCGAAACGUCGAUUUGACCUCUUUGCUUUGGGAUGCCUCGUCGCCACCACUAGCCAUUUAGGCUCCCGAUUUGACAGCACGUCCUCGUUUGCGCGACCACAAUAUUUUUCUAUAGCAGUCUUCACCAUAACUGCAGCAUUUUGUUUUUUCCUAUCAUGUCUGGUCUCGACUGAGACUGCAUGGCCAAGUCCUCUACAUGUCGACGAAAAACCUGGACCAUCGACCUCCCAAAUACCGAUUCUCACAAUCACCGAACCGGAGCCACGCGGGACUGUUAGACCUCUUCUAAAGUCGGCAAACCAGGCUGUCUCAACUCUGAAAAGGUGGUCUCCGCCAAAUGGAGUAUCUCUACUUUUGUCUGUGGUUGUCUGCCGGGGACUACUCCUAUGGCGUGUGCUGAGGCACAUACAAUGUUCCUGGGGCUGGAUCCAGGCUCUGCUGCCGUUAUCCGUCCUUCUGGCCGAUGUAGUGAUCCCAGCAGAGCGCACCCGGAUUUCUUUGCCGUAUUUGAGGAUAGACGACGAUGAAGAGGCCAAGCAAUCUCGACUAUGUCGACACUGCCAUGGCUCGAGGAACUUACGCCUAAAGUAUGCCGUGAUGGCGGCCAUGUGGGCUUUGGCAGCUGCUCAGAUGACGAUGCACUGGUACCGGCCUACGGAUGUCAUCUGUCCGCGGGGGUGGAGGAUAGAGCAGUACAUUCCUGCCACGCAGGUUCUCUGCUUGGCGCUUGACGCUGCCUUUCUGGUACUAACCCAUCGUAUUCGGCCGUGCCAAGGCAGUGAUGGAAUCGACAACAACCCUGGGAGCUAUUCUUCCGGCUCGUGCUGGAAGACGCUCAGUUUUGUCUUUGCAGCCACGGCCACCAUAUUGGCAUUUUGUGUCUGGGUCGGUUCUACGCGCGGUUAUGAUCCCCAGGUACACGACUCACUUGACGGACUAGAAAGGUCCGACCUAGCCGGUGACUCCUUUUGUGCAGCUGUGUUGCUACUAUCGGUUAUCCACUUACUUGCCAGGAUACAUCCAGCCACAAUGGCGCUUAUAUUAUCCGGUUUGAGCCUCUAUGUGCAUCGACUCGCUACACUAGGCUACGAUGCGCCCUGGGAACAUAUGGACUGGACAACAUCCAUGCUAUUUCCUACAAUGAUGAUCAUCUCGACUGGAAUGCUGCUUCGGUGGGACCGAGACUUGCGCCCGCAGCCGAGGUCAUCUUCUCCCGAUGGGACCGUACACAGGGUGUUGAUUUUUGGUUACGUGAUAUUGGCUUGCUUGGUUCUCUCCUCGACGAUUUUUCGCAUACCAGAUGAAUCCGCUGUUCAAGAUAUACCAGGCUUAGGAACCAUUAUAUCCGCCGCCUACGCCAAGUCCGAAAGGUGGCAAGCACGGGCCGGCAGCAGCAAAACGCUCGAUGAGGCUGUUCGGACUUAUCGGCAGCGACAGGGCAUACCACCACCGCCCAAUUUCGACAAGUGGUAUGAGUUUGCACGGUCGAAAGACUCAGUUAUCAUUGACGACUUUUCCCAGAUCGAAUCGGAUCUUUUACCUUUCUGGGGCAUGGAGCCUUCCGCCAUUCGGGACAUGACGGGCCAGCUGCUCGAGUAUCCCAAGGCCUCGAUGGGAGGCCUACGGAUACAGAACGGCGAGAUCAAGCUCUCUCCGCACAUCCCCGGCACCCACCUGUGGAUGGUGAUGGGCAUGGCCGAUAUAAUACGCCCAUUUGCGCAGUGGCUUCCUGAUAUGGAUCUCGCCAUCAACCUCGACGACGAGUGCCGUGCUGCUGUUCCAUUUGAAGACCAGGCGGCGCUGCAGGCCGAAGCCGGGAUCACCCGAUCUCGACUGGGAAAGGUCGGGACAAGCGAUCUGAUUGCAUCUUUCAACUCCUCCCAUGCCUCAACAUCAAAAUGGUCAGAUCGCUUCAUGGCAGAGAAUGGUAUGAAGAACAAGGCGAUUCUGCCGCCCUUCUUCGAAGACUAUCAUAAAAAGCCCAUCUAUCGUACUUUGGUGGCACCAGCGUGUCCCCCCGACUCGCCGGCGAGGAAUUGGCGGUGGUGGAACAAGAGGGACACUUGCCUCGCAUGUGCGGCGCCACACACCUCGUUGAGCAUGGAAGGCAGGGUUGUCUCGAAUUGGACCGGGGCUCAGGAUUUGUGUCAUCAGCCUGACAUGGCGCAACUGGACGGUUUCAUCUUCUCACCCGCAGCCAUGAUCACAACUCGGAAGAUGAUGCCCAUUUUUAGCCAAGCAAAGGUCACUGGAUUCGUCGACAUUUUGGUGCCGUCGCCGUGGAAUUUUCAUUCCAAAACGCCUUAUAAGGAGUCAGCUGAUAUGUCAUGGGACAAGAAGCAAAACACUGUCUUCUGGCGUGGUUCUGCAACGGACGGUUUUGCUGCUGCUGGAUCAUGGACUUCAUUCCUCAGGGCAAGGUUCGUUGAUGGCGCAGAUGUCAUUGCUGAACAGAUGGGACCGUCUGCAGGCGACUCGGGCAUUGGAUUGAACGUCAGUUUUGUCGGCAAGUUUCCCCGGUGCGAGGGACCAGACUGCCAGGCCGAAGCACAGCAUUUCUAUGACAAUCGCCGCUCGCCAAUCACGAUCGAGGGGGUGGAUGCACAAAACGACAAGGCAUCUGCGGAAAACAAGAAGCUCUCGGGGCCCUCGGUAUCGUUUGAGGAGCACUGGAAAUUCCGACAUCUUGCAGACAUGGAUGGGGCCGGCUUCAGCGGGCGCUUUCUUCCAUUUCUUCAAAGCAAGAGUCUAGUGUACCGAGCCGGCCUCUUCCGCACUUGGUUCGACGAGCGGGUGCACCCGUGGCGUCACUAUGUGCCAAUGGACUUGCGGCUGGGAAUGGGCACGGACGCUUGGUACUCGGUGGCAGCCUUCUUUGGCGGCAGGCGGGGUUCCCACCUUGGAGAGAAGAUCGCGCUCGAGGGGCGUGAGUGGGCGCAAAAGGCAGCCCGGCCGGCGGACAUGCAGGUGUACAUGUUCAGGCUGUUGCUCGAGUGGGGCAGGAUAGUGGAUGAUCGGAGAGAAUCCUUGGGUUACACCGGGCCCAGUGCGGGUGGUGGCUGAUCUGGUUGCGAUGGGUAUAUGAAACAAAAGGUUCGGUAUAUUUGUUGUAACUAAUUUUUCCUUUGUUUUUCUUUUUGUUUUUGUUUUUUGGGCGGAAUGGGUUUUUCUUCCAUCGCUGGACGGCAAAGUUUUUGUUCGACGUUUGUACAUAUCAUGAGGCAAGCAUGUUUCUGUAUAGGGUAUUCUUCUCUUUUUCUUUUCUUUUUUCCUUCUUUUGGCUAGGAUAACCACAGGGCAUUGUUCAUAAGGUUUGGAUAAACCAGCAUAGGGUAUUAAGUCUAC